Molecule: messenger RNA, 1245 nt
Organism: Ostreococcus tauri
Lineage: Eukaryota; Viridiplantae; Chlorophyta; Mamiellophyceae; Mamiellales; Bathycoccaceae
Product: Actin-related protein 3 (Arp3)
Exons: 1
Coding region: 1-1245 (414 amino acids)
Biological process (GO): Arp2/3 complex-mediated actin nucleation
Cellular component (GO): actin cortical patch; Arp2/3 protein complex
Molecular function (GO): actin filament binding
Source: RefSeq, a predicted model, not a curated record
AUGGCGCGGGAGGACGCGAUGACGCGCCCGGCGGUGGUGAUCGACAACGGCACGGGCUGGACGAAGAUGGGAUUCGCUCGAAACGUGCGGCCGUCGCACGUGAUCCCGACGUGCGUCGCGGCGAACGGGGCGACGACGAGCGGGAAGAUGAUGGAUGAUUUGGACGUCGCGAUCGGGCGGGAGGCGAUGGCGCUGUCGGCGUCGAGAGAGGUGCGAUGGCCGAUCAGACACGGGACGGUUGAGAAUUGGGAGGACAUGGAGCGGUUCUGGCAGGCGAGCGUGUGUCGAUACCUGCGGUGCGACCCGGAGGAUCAUUACUUUUUACUCACGGAACCGCCGCUGAAUCCGCCGGAGAAUCGCGAGUACACGGCGGAGAUUUUCUUUGAAUCGUUCAACGUGCCCGGGUUGUACAUUGGCGUGCAGGCGGCGCUCGCGCUCGCGGCGAGCAUCGCGAGUAAGAAGCAGAGUCAGUACGCGUCGGCGCUCACGGGGACGGUGAUUGAUAUCGGGGACGGGGUGACGCACAUCAUUCCCGUGAGCGAUGGGUACGUGUUGGGAAGCUCGAUCAAGAGCGUGCCGCUCGCGGGACGGGACUUGACGACAUUCGUGCAGUAUUUAAUGCGAGAGCGCGGGGAGAAGAUACCCCCGGAAGACGCCAUGGAAGUCGCGAGGAAGGUGAAAGAGGACCACUGCUACGUGUGCAAGGAUAUGGUGAAGGAGUUUCUGGCGCACGAACGAAAGCCGGGUGAACACGUCGUGCAGAUUAACGGCACGCGAGGAAAAACCGGCGAAAAGUGGUCGGCGGACGUCGGCUACGAGCGCUUCCUCGCACCCGAGGUGUUUUUCAACCCAGAGAUUUACUCUUCGGAUUAUAUCACUCCACUUCCCGAGUUGGUGCACCAAGCUAUAGCGUCAAGUCCGAUCGAUACGAGACGCAACUUGUACGGGAACAUCGUGCUGUCGGGCGGAAGCACCAUGUUCAAGGGGUUUGGGAAACGCAUCAAGCGAGACGUCAAGCGAUUGGUAGACGAGCGCAUUGCGGCGACGACCAAGGGAGGGACGUUGACGUCGAAGGAGGUGGACGUCGAGGUGGUGACGCACAACUUCCAACGCACCGCCGUUUGGUUUGGAGGUAGCGUCCUCGCGUCGACGCCAGGUUUCUAUUCGAGUUGCGUCAGCAAAGCUGAUUACGAGGAACAUGGUGCGAACAUCGUUAGACAAAAUCCCGUUUUCCGUGGAAUAUAG